AUGUUACUUUAUGCACCAUUCCUGCGCGGUAAUCCAUUCGAAACAAGAAGCCGAGGAGCUCGAUCACUUCGUUUUCGAGAGGGACAAAAAUUGAUGAUUAUGUGGACAACAUUUUUCAAGCAACAUCCACGAAAUCGUAUGCAUUUGCUGGAUGAAUGCCCAGAUUUGAUCGACAAAUGUUACUUAACGGACGAUCGACAACUUGCUGAUAGUGCUGAUGCAAUUGUUUUUCACUAUAUGGAUCAUGAUUUCCUGUUGGACGAUCUCCCGAAAGUGCGUCAUCCAUCACAGCGAUAUGUGUUCCUGACAGUGGAAGCACCACCAAGUUAUCGCAUUCUUCAGAGCAGACGCAAUCUUCGUACACCUGCCAACUUUUUCAACUGGACGAUGACUUAUCGUUAUGAUUCGGAUGUCCCAUGGAUUUACGGUGGUUAUUGGGUCAGUCCAGAACGGAGUAAGGAACUUGGUUUUACACCGGAAAAUUUGCCGUUUGAUGAACAAACAAUUUUGGAGAAUAAGACGGGCGCAAUAUUUUGGCUGGUGUACAUAAUGAUUGAUAAAUACGGAGCAUGCGCCGAAAACCCGUAUAAACGUGAUGCAUGCGCUCGGUCAGCUGAAUGCGAAAAGGAUUUGGGAUCGAUGAAUUUCUUCUACAUUGCUAUUGAGAACACUGUUUGCAAGAAUUACAUAACGGAGAAAUAUUUCGAGCGCUAUCAUCUGCCAAGCGUGCCAAUCGUCAUGAGACGUAAAACCUAUGAAAAGUUCGUUACCAAUCUUCCGUCUUUGUUCUGGAUCCUCCCAAACUAA
This is a messenger RNA of Gongylonema pulchrum, 807 nucleotides long. The record is from the annotation of a GenBank genome assembly. Lineage: Eukaryota; Metazoa; Nematoda; Chromadorea; Rhabditida; Gongylonematidae.